This is a messenger RNA of Colletotrichum fioriniae, 1326 nucleotides long. RefSeq lists its product as uncharacterized. The record is from RefSeq and is a predicted model, not a curated record. Lineage: Eukaryota; Fungi; Ascomycota; Sordariomycetes; Glomerellales; Glomerellaceae.
AUGGAUGGCGCGAAGCCAUGUUGGGCGUCUUUACCGCGGGAGCUGCACCUCCACAUCCUAGAACACGUCGCGAAUGCGCACAGCUCACCGGCCUCGCCCAGUCGCGGAAUAGCUCGCUACGCCAGCGUAUCCAAAGAAUGGCAGGAUUUCUUCGAGGAAAUGACGUUCAAGAACUUCGUUCUGCGGCUGCAAGAUCUCAUUCCGUUCAGGGAGCACACGCAAAGUCCCAGAAGACGUGGCUACGUCCGGCACAUCUGGCUUCGUCUCGAGGAGCCUCACCCCGAAGAGGAUGACCCGGCUUUACCCUGGAAUCAAUCGCGGAGCCCAUUUGCUACCGCUACGCUAUAUCUAUGGAAUACAUUGGCGUCAUGGGAAGUUGAUCAGGCCGGAGAAGAAUUGACGCUCGAGAUAAGCUCCCAUACACAGGCUGGGCUCAUCAGGUACAACAACUAUACGCCAAAGGACGACAUCGAUCACUAUUUGAAGUAUCUUGAGACGGGAUCUCUUGCGCCGUACGAUGAGGUUGAACCCUUUAGUCACACGAGCCUACUCUGGAUUGCCCACAUGGGUCAAGGUCAAAGUAUCUCGAUGCACUCCGGAGCUAUCAAGGCCCUAUACUCGUACGAUCUCAGGCUAAGCCGUAUACGGUUACCAUCCGUACAAGUCGUCACCAAGUUUCUCAUGCGGAGGGCAAAUACGCGCAACCUUUACCCAGAUUCGUUGAACCAUAUCAUCAAGAGUCUUCCUCGCUUAAAGGAGAUCCAUUUUGAGAGGUGGCGGCUCUGCAGCGUGGGAGCGGAGAGACGUUGGCUACAAGGUUGUCUUCUUCAGGAGCACCUGGCGCUCUGCUUCAUCGUAGAUGCGGACGAUUUCCUGAACAACGCACCUAACUUCCCGGAACUGAAGACGCUCACUCUGACUGCCGAGAUAUUUCUUGGCGUGGGCGGCAAUAGCGAUGAAGCUGUUGAGAGGCGCAUGAAGAUCAAGACGCUUCUUUUGUUGGCUGCGUUGGCGGCUUGCCGGAUGCCAAGGCUUGAGCUCUUGGAGAUUUGGAAUGGCCGGAACGGGCAGGUUAGUAUAUUUCGCUACAAGGUCGACAGUGGGCUCGCUGAGAUUACUUGGAAGAGUACGCAGGACGAUGUUGUCGUUGAUGAUGAUAUUGUGAAAGCCUGGGAGGCUACGGCGAGGGUUCAUGCAAGAGAUGACUUGCGGAGUUCGAUUAUACGGCUGCCGGAUGGCCAGUACACGUAUUAUGGCUCUGUGUUGCCGCAUUUGGAGUCGAAGGAGCACUUUAUCCAUGAGGUGUCUGCUGCUCAGAUGAUGUAG